GGGGCGCUGUUGGGCUGGAUUUUACGGUUGGAGACUCAUCUUUGGAGGCAUAUUCUUCUCUCUUUCAUUACUUUCUCCCCUGAUCUGCAGUGUUUGUUAAGCGUCUGCCCGACUGGACCUGUUUCAUCAUGGCCGUCUGAAUUUGGAUCCAAAUCCCAGUCUGAUCCCGUUUUCUCAAUCAUUUCUCCCGAUCGCAGUGGGAAUCAUUUCUUUGGGAUAUUACUUCAUUUGUGCCAAUGUUCAAACAUGCAGCCUCCGCCAAGAAAGGUAAAAGUGACACAGGAACUGAAGAACACUCAUACGGAGCAGCUCGGCCGCCUGCAUCUCAAACACCAGACGGAAUGUGAUUUAUUAGAAGAUAUGAGAACUUACAGCCAGAAAAAGGCCACACUGGAGAGAGAUUACGCACAGGCCCUGCAGAAGUUGGCGAAUCAGUAUUUAAAGAGGGACUGGCCUGGGAUCAAACCAGAUGACCAGAGGACAGACUACCGGAAUGUGUAUGGAGUGUGGCGGGCUUAUCUUGAAGGCACCGUGCAGGUGACCCAGUCUCGACUCAACGUCUGCGAGAACUACAAGAGCGACAUUUCGGACCCUGCCAAAACCUUACGCCUCUACAAGGAACAGCAGCUGAAAAAGUGCAUUGACCAGCUGGGUCGGAUCCAGGCAGAGCUCCAGGAUUCAGUGAAGGAUCUGGCCAAGUCCAAAAAGAAAUACUUUGAGCUGGAGCAGAUGGCCCAGGCUGUGCGGGAAAAGGCCGACAUUGAGUCCAAGUCGAAGCUGGGUCUGUUCCAGUCCAGGAUAAGUUUACAGAAGGCCAGUGUGAAGUUGAAAGCGAAGAGGAGCGAUUGUAACUCCAAAGCGACCCACGCAAGGAACGAAUAUCUUCUCACAUUGGCAGCCGCUAACGCACAUCACGACCGAUAUUACCAGACCGACCUGGCCAGCUGCAUCAAGGGUCUGGAGGGGAACGUAUACGAUCAUGUGAAGGAUUAUCUGAUAUCCUUUUGUCGGACCGAGCUGGAAGCGUUUCAAGCUGUCCACAGCACCUUCCAGUUCCUGCUGGAGAAGUCCAGUCGAGUGAUGCAGGACUUCAACCAGCAGCUGUUCCUGCAGGAGAACCCAGUGUUUCACAAAGCCCAAGACUUCCCGUUCCAGCCCAGCGACAGCGAUACGAGUCGACAGCUGGAAUCGGAGACAGGAACCACAGAAGAACACAGUCUGAACAAAGAGGCGAGGAAAUGGGCCACACGUGUGGCCCGCGAACACAAAAACAUCAUCCAUUACAAACGGGUGAGAGGCGCUGGAUGUCACACACACACACACACACACACACAUCAGCAACACACACACUUCAACACUUAAACAAACAUCAUCUGU
This is a messenger RNA of Carassius auratus (goldfish), 1377 nucleotides long. RefSeq names its product F-BAR and double SH3 domains protein 2-like. Lineage: Eukaryota; Metazoa; Chordata; Actinopteri; Cypriniformes; Cyprinidae. The transcript has 11 exons. Gene Ontology annotation, biological process: neuromuscular synaptic transmission; regulation of actin filament polymerization. Gene Ontology annotation, cellular component: neuromuscular junction; recycling endosome. The record is from RefSeq and is a predicted model, not a curated record. Bases 247 to 1362 code for a protein of 371 amino acids.